Molecule: messenger RNA, 1161 nt
Organism: Striga asiatica
Lineage: Eukaryota; Viridiplantae; Streptophyta; Magnoliopsida; Lamiales; Orobanchaceae
Source: the annotation of a GenBank genome assembly
CCCAACAAACUCAAAAUUUAAAAAAGCAAAUGAUCUGUACUCCUUUUGUUUCCAUCCAAUGAUCUGAUCCGUUAGAAAAACGACCCGGCCCCGGUUCGACCCAACUGUUUAAUAUAUAUAGUUAUAUAUAAUAUAUAUAUUUUAUAAGUAAUUAAUUAUUGUUAGGGUUUUCUCUUUCUCAUUCUACCCAUCUGUUUCGCCUCGCAUCGCUCUCCCGUCUCCUCUUCUCAAAUUCACCCAGCCGGCCAACCCCACGCCACCAGGCACCACCGCACGUCCACACCAGCCACUGUCCUCCUCUCCUCCGACACAGUCUCCGACGCAAAGCCUCAGCUCAAAAGCUUCGCGAUCGGGCCUCCCCGUCUUCGAGACAACGCCUCCGACGCAUCGCCGCCUCGACGUCCCGCGGCCCCCGCCGACUCCAGUUUGCAGAUUCGAAAGGUUGUCUUUAAAUCUUGUGAAAUUCGACAAGUCGGUUCGAGCUACGCGACUUCACACCUUGACGCCUAAAUCCGUCCGCCGUAACACCAGCCGCAACCACCUGGCGCCGCCAUCACCACCGUCCGGCGGCUCAAGGCUGAUAUGGACAGUGCUCGGCAAGAGAAAGUGAGAAAGUUUGAGGAAUUUGUUGACCAGAGAUUGAAACCCGAUCUUGUGCGCGCAAUUGCCGAACGGGACAAGGUUUUUGAGCAGCAGAAGAUAUUCUCUGAACUAAGGAGAAAUAUCGAGAAUCUGGAGAAGAACAGUGUGACUAGUUUAAGGACACGGGUCAACAUUGGUUCUGAAGUCUAUGUGCAAGCUGAUGUUCCAGAUACCCGACAUAUAUUUGUAGAUGUUGGCCUUGGAUUUCACGUGGAAUUUACAUGGACUGAAGCUCUUAACUUCAUAGCAACCAGGGAAGAAAGUUUAUCCAGGCAAAUAGACGAUUAUACACGUUUAAUCGCAUCAAUUAAAGCUCAGAUUAAAAUGGUUUGUGAAGGAAUAAGAGAGCUACUUGAACUACCGGUAGCGGAGGUUUAACCGGAAGCCUGAAAUUUUUUACCCGGAUUUUUUCAGUAACUUUUGUGCACUGGAUAUGUAAAGAGUAAAGUUACUGAUAAAUGUUACAAUGCUACUCCUUUUAACUCUGAGAGUAGUUUAGAUUUGGUAGAAUCUUGAAAA